Wyeomyia smithii (pitcher-plant mosquito) is the source of this 2101-nucleotide messenger RNA. RefSeq names its product phenoloxidase-activating enzyme 1-like. The transcript has 5 exons. Bases 73 to 2058 code for a protein of 661 amino acids. NCBI's taxonomy places the organism in Eukaryota, Metazoa, Arthropoda, Insecta, Diptera, Culicidae. Gene Ontology annotation, molecular function: serine-type endopeptidase activity. Gene Ontology annotation, biological process: proteolysis. The record is from RefSeq and is a predicted model, not a curated record.
AUUGAAAACUAAUCAAUUUGUACAGUUCACAUUUGAUAGUCUUCCAAACAACAGUCUCAAUCAUUGUUCGUAAUGCGUUGGCCAUUGUUCAUUUUAUUUGGUGCUAUCUUUGUUUCUAGUGUAAAUUCAUUCUAUGACUGUUGCUUUUUACCGGGGUCACCAGGAUCUACUGGAAGAUGUGUUCCGGUAGAGAACUGUAGUCAUGCCCAUGCAAAUGUGAUUGCAUUACAGUUCGAACCGAGUGGCUCAUUCGUUCAGUACCUGCAAAGUCGACUGUGUGGUUAUGGACCGUACGGCAAUGCUCACAUAUGUUGCGAAGAUCAGUUCAAUUAUAAUGAGCGGAUAAGCACUCGCAGGAAACCACAAGCGCGUCGAUCUUGUCGCACAUUUCGUCAUGGACAAGGCGUGUGUGUACCGAUAGAAACAUGCCCAUCGAUAUACAAUUGCAGUCUGGAAAUACAGCGGAACUAUAAUCCAACUCUCCAUCUGCAUCUAACUCAAAGCUUUUGCUAUCAGGAGCAGGGCAAGGUCUUUGUUUGUUGCGAUGAUGAUCAAGACAUACGCCAGAGUUUGAAACCAUUGAAGAAGCCUGGAUGGCAACGGUGUAAAACCCCAUUUUCAGAUGUUGGUAAAUGUGUUCCACCUAGUCGGUGUGGGUUGAUUGAAAACAGUGAUGAUGUGCCAGAGUCGUUCAAAGCUUUCACGGUAGGAUGUGAUCAACCAAAUAGUGUAAGCCAUAUGUGCUGUCCCAAGAAUGAAAUUCGCUAUGACACGGAGCUCGGUAAGAAGUGUACCACACAAGCUGGGAAAUCAGGAUUUUGUACUGAAACAGACCGGUGUGAUGAUUUUCUUAGCGCAGAUGAUCGUCAGGAGUUUACAAGGAAUAAUUGGUGUUAUACCAGUUUGGAGCAGAUAGAUUACGUCUGCUGUACGAGCAAAAAUAUUUUAGAUGUUUCCAGUAGAAUUAUCGAGUUGGGUAGUCGAGUAGGAGAGGAUGCAGAUACUUGUUCGACACCUAACAAUACUCCUGGUCGUUGUGUGGCACUUGCUCAGUGUUCUCCGAUCGUGUCGUUACUGCGAGAAGCAUCUGCUGCCAAAACACCGGUCUCACCAACUCAGGCAACCUUUUUGAAAAACAGUGUUUGUACACCGGCAAAAAAAUCGGAAAGCUCCUAUUACGUUUGCUGUGAUGAGGUUGCAUUACAAACGCCCACUACACCUGCUACCCCUAGCGUAACUCCAGCAGCGGCCAGCUCCAAUGAUAUUACUAACCAUCCAAAUUUACGUUUGAUGGAUCGUAGCAACUGUGGCAGAACAAAUUUAGAUGAUAAAAUAUCGUUUGGACAGCAAGCUUCUAUGUACCAAUAUCCCUGGAUGGCUAUGCUUAUCUAUAGAUCUGCUAAUGGGGUAGAAAAUCCAGAGUGCGGUGGAACUGUAAUCAACUCUCGAUAUGUAUUGACGGCCGCACACUGCAUCGAUGGUCAAAUAGAGCGUUUAGUGUAUAUUCGUCUGGGAGAAUACGAUACUCGUACCGAUCCUGACUGUGAUGAAUACAAGGACUGCGCUCCCCCAUUUAAGAGAUAUAGUGUGGAGGAUUAUGUAAUGCAUCAAAACUUUACAAGAAUGGUUCGCUCAGGCAAUGAUAUUGGGUUGCUCCGUUUAAAUCGUAACAUAGAUUUUAGUGAUGGUGAUGUAUCACCAAUUUGCCUUCCGUUUACCAAUGCUUUGAUUCGAUUCGACCCCAGUCUGUACUGGAUCACAGGUUGGGGAUUAACAGAGCGGUUGGAGAGUAGUCCGAUUCUGCUGCAAGCUAGAAUUCCAUCGGUUUCAUGCAGUUUAAGCACUCAUUCAAUAUGCGCUGGCUAUGGCAAUGGUACACUUCAUUGUCGCGGUGACUCCGGUGGGCCGAUGAAAGUUCAAGUUCCAGAAUUCAAUUUCAGAUUCGUCCAGUAUGGAGUCAUUUCCGCUGGCCCAGGGUGUGGAGUUACGGGAACUCCAGGCAUUAGUACUCGUGUGUCAUUUUUCAUUCGAUGGAUUUUAGACAACAUUCGAGAGUAAAAUAAAUAUUGAAAAACGUGAAAGUAAUUACAAUAACAUAACA